AUGCCGACCUCCGAGAAGCACACCCUCCGCCGGAUGGAGGGCGUCUCCAACCUCCGUCGCGCUGCCACCUUGCCACACACUGCGAAUUCGAACACCUCGGCCAGCCAGCUCCAGGCUCUGCUAACUCGCCCGGCAUCGCAAGAACUGCUGCCCACACCCCCACCAGAAUACUCCCAGGAGCCACCCAUUCAAAUGCCACAACCAAGGAGGCUAUCCCUGCCGCCACUCUUCUUCGUAGAGCAGGCUCCCUUGAGUGUCACGGUGCGGCCGCUGCCUAUCCCGCCGCGCGGCGCGCCCCACAUGAUCGUGCGCCCGCUGCCACAGCCCCCCUCCGGGACGGCCAACGCCACGGUGCAGCCGCUUCCUAGCCAACCGACCAUCGCGUCAGACUACACUCGACUGUACACCGCGCUCCAGAAUCAUGAGGAGAUGGUUGGAGCUGACUCCGCGCAUGACCAGCUGCGAAGUCCUCCGCCGUAUCAGGUAAUUCCACCUGCUUUAGUGAGUUCUGCUCCCCGCUCGCUGCGGCCACUCCCCAGGCCCCCGCAACAGAGUGGCCCGCCCGCUGCGUCUGUCGCACCUGCUUGUUCAGUGAGCUCUAUGCCUCGGCCGCUGCGGCCGCUCCCGAAACCGCCGCAACAGAGUGGCCCGCCUGUCGCGUCUAACGACCCUGCGGAGGGUGGCUCGCGAACUGUCUUAGGCAACGUCUCUGGCCUCGACGUGCAGGUCGAGCUGUUCCCCGGCCGCAGCGCGACGACCCGGUCUAAGCGUAAGGAAGAGGACGAGUACCAGCCUUGCUUGUAUGAUGAGCAGCAACGCCAGUAG
Messenger RNA from Sparassis crispa, 825 nucleotides. RefSeq lists its product as hypothetical. Lineage: Eukaryota; Fungi; Basidiomycota; Agaricomycetes; Polyporales; Sparassidaceae. The transcript has 2 exons. The record is from RefSeq and is a predicted model, not a curated record. The coding region runs from base 1 to 825 and encodes 274 amino acids.